AUGAUAUUAGCUGAAACUCUUCUGUUUUCAUUGACACUGAUCGACAGCGGUGGAAUAUUAUUUCUUCUAGUUUACUACAUAAUUACGCUAUCUGACCUGGAAUGUGAUUACUUGAAUGCUCAAGAAUGCUGUGAAAAGCUUAACUAUUGGAUGCUACCAAAGUACAUAGCGCACAGUUUUAUAACGGUCCUAUUAUUAUUACAUGGUCAGUUGAUCUUAUUCGUUUUGAACUUGCCUUUGUUUAUUUGGCUAACGUUCGAAUACUUUACCGUUCCUCGGGGGAAUUUAGGUGCAUACGAUCCUGCAGAGAUCCUGAAUCGAGGACAACUCAGAAAGCAUUUGAAGGAUGUAAUGAUUAAUGUUGGUUUUUAUUUGAUAUCAUUUUUCAUUUAUCUAUAUUGCUUUAUAUUAGCGUUGCUCAAAGGCGAUCCCCUCCAGAGGUCAGCAGACGAUCAAAUUGUAACCGAAAUAUAA
Messenger RNA from Spodoptera littoralis (African cotton leafworm), 474 nucleotides. The record is from the annotation of a GenBank genome assembly. NCBI's taxonomy places the organism in Eukaryota, Metazoa, Arthropoda, Insecta, Lepidoptera, Noctuidae.